CAGAUCCCAGACACUCCUCUUUCUCACAGCUUCGAGCGACUCACCGUUUCUCGUCUUUUGACUUUUUGAAGUCUCGUCAGUCCCCGUUGCGUGUAUUUGCCUUUCCUCACCUUGGGAGGGCGGGAGCGAAAGAUAACUUCGAAAGUCAGGUUUAUGGUGUUCACGUUUCCUCCGGGACACACAUGCCCCCAAAAGCCUUGGGGCACUUGUAAAAGUAUGCAAUGUUUGACCUUGGAUACUACAAGCAGCAAAGGAAGAAAAAUGUCUGACGGCAACUUUUUUUUUCUUCUUUCGUUUUUUAUUCGGAGGAAGAACAGCAGCAGAAUGAUGGAAAGCAGAAACCGCGAAUAGACAGCAAGUACUAUUAGCAGCCAAUAAAAAGGCACUUAAGAGCCCGCAUUUAUCACCAUUUGCUCGACUGAUGUGAGCGCACGAAAAUAAGUCUGAAUGGAGUAAAAAAAAAAAAAAAAAAGCUUCAAAAAGAAUGCGGGGUAAAAAUACUCUUGACAGUAAAUGUAGAUAUUCUUGAAGGCGCGCGAUGGCAUAAAGGAAAGACUGUUAUUUCUAGGGAAAAAAGAAAAGAAAUCGUGCUAGCAGUUAUAAUGCAUAAAUCAUCCUUCGGAUACUCGGCCCCGCCCACAAGCAACAAGCUUUCCACUCUUUUUCAUUUACUCCACCAGGACGUCUGCCUGCAGCUCCUCUAUCUACACUUCUGCUCGCUCACACGAGGUCUUAAACCAACGUCGUCCUUUGUCACCAUCUCCAUUUCUAUUGAAAGAUUUGCGAAUCUCUCCGUUUCCCCCCUCUCUAAUGCUUUUCUGACAGAUUUUUUAUUUUAUUUUUUUAAGAGCUUUGCCCUGAAGGUUCCUUGGGCAAGAAGCGGAUAAUCUGAGCAGAAGACAGACGGUGGGAAGAGCGCAGCUGCUGCGUGCGGAGCAAAGAAAAAAAAAAUAGAGAUAAAGGCGGCGAGAAGGUGUGCAAGUGUGAAGGGCGACGAGGCCGGCGAGGACACAGAGACAAAAAACCCCAAAACAAACCAAAAAAAAAGAACCCGUCUUCCCCAUCCGGCGUCCACCUGAACGUGAACUGCGGGAAUGCGGCGAGACGAGACGUCACACGCCCACUGAAGGAGCCUCGCUACUUUCCUCAUCAUGCUCGAUUCCGCUGGCUUCCCAGAAUCGAACAACCUGCGCCGGAAGAGCAACUUCGUCCCCGGGUAGAAUGACGAAAGGACACCUGAGAGCUUGUGACACCCUGUGACAAACCUCCUUUUUUCCUCCUUCAUCACCUUCCUCUGUCCUUGCCUUCACUUCAGCUCGACUCUCUCCUCCUCACUAUGUUGAUACCAGCUGUCCUCCUAUGGAUUCUUAAUGUCAGCAAACUGUGCUCAGGACAAGACUACAUGGACUACUACUCAGCAGGAGACACGGGAACCCAGGCUCCAGUGUUGUCAGAUGACCAGGUCAGUUUACAGAGCGUCAAGAGUGUGGAUCAGCUGCUGCGGCUUCUCUAUCCUGAAUACAAUCUGCUUCAGCAGUGCCUGAGGAAGAAAUCAUGGCACGCCUCUUCCUCCCCAUUUCCCAGCUCCUCUGCGAGCCCGGCGGUUCAUUUGAACCAUGACGAUGGCUGGGUGCAGCUGAGGGAAGAGCCGCUUUACAAAGUGGACAGUACUCUCGGAGUCAUCCUAGAAGAGAUCCAGCGCACUUCGUGUCAACCCCGGGAGGUGUGCAUUGAGGUUACCAAAGAGUACCAACAAUCCACCAGUCAGUUCUACCUCCCCCGCUGCGUGGCCCUGCAUCGCUGCGGUGGAUGCUGCACCAACGAAGCCUUUUACUGCACCAACACGAGUCACGCGCUCGUCAACAAGACGCUGAUGGAACUAUCGCCACCCAGGAUGGAGCGCUCCGUUGUCAUGGUAACCUUUGUCAAUCACACGGUGUGCGAGUGCCUCCCUAAGCGGCCACUUCACUCCAUCAUCAGACGAGCCGCAAUGGAUCACCUAUGUUCCCCUCCCUCGGUCCCCUGUGCUCCGGCGUUCUUGUGGGAUCCCGUCAACUGCAUGUGUGUGCCCAUAGAUGCCAUUAACUACUCUGAGAAAGAGACAGAGGCUUUGGACUCAGGGCUGCUUGCUCUCUGCGGCCCCAACAGGGUUCUGAAGGAGCCCAGCUGCGAAUGCGUCUGUCGAAACGGGCUCACCGAGGCCAGCUGCGGUCCGGGCUGGAAACUGGACCACAACACAUGUGAAUGUCAAUGCGAAGGUCAGGAUGAGGGCAAGUGGUGCCCCGUCGGCCAGCGCUGGAACGAGGAGCUGUGCGGCUGCGUGUGUGCCGCCCAGUGUCCCGGGAAUCAACCUCUCAACCCCGACACCUGCUUGUGUCAGUGCAGAGAAAGUCCACAGACAUGUCUACGGCAAGGCAAGAGGUUCAACCCUAACACCUGCAGUUUUAAUUUCCGGUGAGCUAGUCAACCAUGACCAUGAUGAUUGACGACAUCUUGGGUUCUAGCAAGACGGGGAGAAAAAGGGAGAAAAGUGAACGAGGAGCAUUGAAAUCAAUCAGAGAUGCAAGAUAUCCCCUCUUCCAUUGACUUAUUUAAGAGUUUGGUGUUGUCGGCCCAAAGAAUGCUUCAAAGCUAAUAAUAAAAAGAAAAGACUUGCCUCAAAAUUCUCAGUAUAAACUGAAAACAUAUACAGGGUAUUUCUUUUUUCCAGUUAUUAGCUCAUUUAGCAUUGUUUUCAUUACUCCGCUCACAAUGUUAGCAAAGCGAUGGGAACAUGUUAUGAUAGCGUGGAAGUCGAGCCAACAAUUUUCCUCAGUAUGAGGACUUAUUAAGCUGUUUGAGAGAAACUAUUUUCAGAGGUUUAUUUUGUUCUGCCAAGUUAUCAGAAUUCCAUCAAAAACAGUAAAAGUCCAUUUAUACUUUACAGAAGUGUAAUACCAGUAUCUGUACUACUUGUGUGAAGCAUUCGAGUACUUUUGCAACCUGUCACUAAUUCAGGAACAGUCUAAAACACUUCAUGUGUGUGUGUUUAUAAAAAAUAAAAGCAUAACACGGCUAAUAUUUGAAAGGUACGCCACCAAAAUUCAUAAUAUGACAUCUCCAUUUAGCGCACUGCUAUUUCUGAAUAUUUCAAAGCGAUCACCAUUUUAUGGGCAUAAAGAUGUGACACUCUCCUCACCCGCAUCGGGUUUUGUUCCUCAACUGUCAUCCUCAUCCCUGCAUAAGUAACAAACCCCGAGACCACUUGUGUUGUGAACCGCCCCUUUUGAUUCACCUCGUCACUAAACAUGAUUGUGCUGCUCUCAAUCAUUUCUUCCUUAAUAAACAUGUAAAUAGGAGGCACUCAGAAGAGAAGCAAAAUCUAAAUGAGCGUCAAACAUUGGUGACUCGAAAGCUUCUCCAUUGACUUUUGUUUGGAUGCUUCCUUUUAUGGACAAGAGACGUUCCCCGGCACCCAACCGCGUUCUUAGCUGCGAGCGUGUGGUGCGGUUCCCACAGCUCGCACGCAAGAGGCCUCUGACCCGAGAGGCCUGAGCUUGCUGACAGUGAGCAGAGCACAGCAACCAUCAGGCCGCCGGGCAGCCACAGAGAUGGAUGGAGUGACAGGACAAAAAGAAAAACAUACAAGGAGACGGGAGCUGAGCCAUGAGGGAAAGUUCAGAUGUGCGGGUGAUUUGUCACAGUGGAUGUUCUCAGGCAUUUUGUGCGGGAAGAAAGGAGCGCAUCAACAUGGAUUUGCCACAAAAACAUCAGCUUGUACUUUUUGUUAUGCAUGGGAUGAGGGUUGCAAAAUCCUAGGAAUUUUUUUUGGAGGUUGACUGGCAGGAAUUUAUGUGAAUCAACCAGUAAUUUUAAUAUUGGCUCUUAACGGGAAACUGAAACGUAGUUGGCUAAUGUUGCAUCAUCUUGACAAAAUCAAGCCAAUUUAUUACAAACAGGGUCAUACCUUGGGUUAUCCCAACUGAGAGGUUUUGAUUGAUUUUUAAAUAAACGGGUUAAAGAAAUGAACUGUAAAAUAUAUAUUUUAUGUAUUAGGUAUCCUGUAAUUGACCCAAUUGCAUAUUCAAUACAAUUGAAACAUACUGACUACUUUGAAAGCAAAGCAUAUAUUAUAAAAUAUAAACUCUUUAGAAUUUUUUUCAUUAUCCCUCAACUAAACAAUCAUUUAAAAUGUCAAGAAAUACAAGUUUAAAUUCACGCUUUAGAGACCUGAACACAUCACCCCCUUUGAAAAAUGUGGAAUAUUCCCCAAGUCAGAGGUUCACAGCCUUUUUUCAGUGAUGUAUCCUACUACCCCCUGUGAAAUAUUUUUUCAGCCAAGUGCGCCCUCCCCCAUGCAAAGCAUUUUUGCAUGGGAAAAAACAGUGCGGUGCCAUCAGUGUCUGAUUUAUUCAACUUUGGAACUCCAUUUGUUGUUGUAUCUCUUGAACUAUUUGGAUAUAUAUAUAUAACCCCAAAAAGAAGGAAAUAAUUGACUGAAUUGUAAAUAAAUGUGUGUACAGCAAAAUAAUUGUCAACAUAAAGCGUCCUCCUUAGGGAUCCUAGUACGAAUCUGUUCCCAAAUGAAAUGUCAGAGAUGGGUCAACAUAUUUUGGGCAGUUCAAUGUGUAUUAUUGGAUUCAGAGUCGGGGGGAAAAAUGUUCGAACAGUCAAAUGUCAAUCAGUGAAAUGCGUGAAUCUAAUACCUUUCCAUUAAAUUGCCUUUAGUUGCCAUGUAAACUUUACAGUUUGUAAUAUUACACUUUGAAUUGUCCAUGAAAAUCAAACACAUGCUUUUUAACAAUUUCCCACCCAAGUUGGGACUAAUAAAAGGUUUUCCCUUU
Molecule: messenger RNA, 4823 nt
Organism: Syngnathus typhle (broad-nosed pipefish)
Lineage: Eukaryota; Metazoa; Chordata; Actinopteri; Syngnathiformes; Syngnathidae
Gene: vegfc
Product: vascular endothelial growth factor c
Exons: 8
Coding region: 1337-2458 (373 amino acids)
Biological process (GO): positive regulation of mast cell chemotaxis; sprouting angiogenesis; vascular endothelial growth factor signaling pathway
Cellular component (GO): membrane
Molecular function (GO): growth factor activity; chemoattractant activity; vascular endothelial growth factor receptor 3 binding
Source: RefSeq, a predicted model, not a curated record